AUGUACAGGAAGGACCGUGAACAAGACAGCCCGUCGGCUCCAGUAAAUGUCACAGUCAAACACCUGAAAGCCAACUCAGCCGUUGUGACUUGGGAUGUUCUGGAAGAUGAAGUUGUCAUUGGAUUUGCAAUUUCCCAACAGAAGAAGGACGUGCGGAUGCUGCGCUUCAUCCAGGAGGUGAACACCACCACCCGCUCCUGUGCCCUCUGGGACCUAGAGGAGGACACUGAGUACAUUGUGCAUGUCCAGUCCAUCAGCAUCCAAGGCCAGAGCCCUGCCAGUGAGCCAGUCCUCUUCAAGACCCCCAGGGAAGCUGAGAAACUAGCCUCUAAAAAUAAAGAUGAGGUGACAAUGAAGGAGAUGGCGAAGAAAAACCAACAGCUGCGAGCAGGGGAAAUUCUCAUCAUUGUUGUGGUGUUGUUUAUGUGGGCAGGGGUGAUCGCCCUGUUUUGCAGACAGUACGAUAUCAUCAAAGAUAACGAGCCAAAUAACAGCAAGGAGAAAGUCAAGAGCGCCUCGGAGAACAGCACUCCCGAGCACCAGAGCGGAGGGCUCCUCCGCAGCAAGUUUCCAAAAAACAAGCCCUCAGUGAAUAUCAUUGAAGCGUGACAGCCUGCCAUCUCAUAGAUGGACUCCAUUCCUCACUCUCACUUUCUGCCUCUGAGCCUUGAUGACUAGGGAGGUGAAAUAUUGUUGGAGCAAUUUGGAAAGAGACCUAGUGAUUGUCACUUGCUGGCAUACACCUCCUUGUCUGCGUUCUGCAAAACAUCUGGCCAGAAAGAAAAAUCCUGCAAAAAAACCCUGAAACCCAAACAAACAAUUAAAAUGGAAAAGCAUCGGUGAGACAGCUGCUGCCGGUGAUCCUGUACUGGACUCAUGAAUCACCCGGGCUGGAGCAACUUCUCACGCACUCCUCUCCACUCCUCACACUCCGUCUUCUGGAACAAUUUUCCUGUCUUUGGAAGUGUACAAGGUUUUGUUGUAUCUUUAUUUUGUCUCACUGUCACUACAUCUUGACAGUAUUAACGUGAGCUCAGGCAUCAGUUACUGUCACUCCUCUCCAAGCAAGAAAGGAGGAAAGCUCAUCGCAGACACGACUAGCAACCAGAUUUUGGCUGCUGUGUGCUCUCGGCUUGCUUUGUUCCAUUGAUAUGUGUUGUGUAACACGUCUUGCAGGUGGGUUUUUAAAACAAAAAAAAA
This is a messenger RNA of Pygoscelis adeliae (Adelie penguin), 1200 nucleotides long. RefSeq names its product fibronectin type III domain containing 5 (gene FNDC5). The record is from RefSeq and is a predicted model, not a curated record. Gene Ontology annotation, molecular function: protein binding. Lineage: Eukaryota; Metazoa; Chordata; Aves; Sphenisciformes; Spheniscidae. Gene Ontology annotation, biological process: positive regulation of brown fat cell differentiation. Bases 1 to 609 code for a protein of 202 amino acids. The transcript is spliced from 6 exons.